AUGUCUUCCGACGAUGCUCCAUCAGUACCCCAAAACAAACCUUCUUCAACUAGUUUUGCAGAUGUGUUCAAAACGUUAGCCGUUGGUCGCCCGAAAUCGCACUCCCCCGUAUCGAUCCCGGAAAACAGCAGCGAUUCGACAUCACAUAAUCGUCAAGUUCUUGGGCUCGAAUCCAUGCAUCGAGCAAGUGUGGUGUCCAGUUCCUCGGACACUCCGAGUGCUCCGGACAUUGACAAUUCCUUUCGGAACUUGUCGCAGAAGCAAAAUGUCAUCCACGCUAUCGAUGAAGCUGAAUCUAUAUCCAAGUCUAUCUCAUGGUUCACUCCGGAGCAAUCAGUGGGGCUAUGGGAAGCGGCGGAGUACCUAUUGCAUCAUGAAUCUCCUGAUGCUCAGAAAAGUGGGGCGAAGCUGUUGGAAGCAGUUGCGGCUCGUCAGGAUCUAAGCCCGUCGGCCAGGCGUUUGAUAUUCGAAUCAAUUGCUUGCCCAACUGAAGCAGAUGUAAUUGCCUCGCGCGUUCAGUCACUGAUCUCGUUGUCGGAUCAUGGCCGGAAACUGGAUUUUACCACCACAUCCAUCCUACACAUUAUCUCUUCUUGGAUUGUACCUCUUUAUGGGGUCAUCGCCACGGCACGUUCCAAGACGAAGAAGGGAAAGUCGGGCCACCCGAACGGCGUCGUACAUGAAGAGAUUGUGCUUGGAGAUCUUUUGCAAUUCGCAGUAGAUUUGGUUACACUACAGCGCAAACCUCCGACUCAGGAAGAAAUCGAACUGCUUCUCACGGAGACUUUCGCCGUUUGCAAGAAGACUAGUGUCGCAAAUGAUAUUAAGAAUGCGCUAUCCGUCUUCGAUGCCGUGAUCGUCUAUGCAGACGUACCUGACAAGAGUUUUACUCCUCUCCUGGAAGUUCUUUGCAGCAUCCAUUCUUCCGUCAAAUCUCUUUCUGGACCUACUUCUCGAUCUGUGCGUAGCUUGGCCAAAUCUCGAAGACAGUCAGAGAUGCUCAACACUCUUCAUGGCUUCAUGAGACAGAGUUCUGAUGGUGACUCCUCCCGCAAUUUGAAUGUUAUCCGUGGUACACUUUACGUCUUUUCUGAUCUUGUUCACGCCUACGGUCAGGGCGGCAUGCCUCAGAUUCCUUUUGAGCAAUUGAUCGACUCGCUUAUGAUCGUUGCCCACAAGGACGACCGCCGGGUUGAUGCUGAGAUCCUGGACCUGUGCCUGAACAUUCUGGACGGAGACUAUACAGGUAUCGCUCUGAGAUGCGAUUGGACAAGCUUCAUCAGUCUCCUGGUUCUUUGCUCUCGGAGAGUCUUCCAGGAUGCUGAAGAUACGGUCGCGUCGCCAACAAGCCCACAGCAGACACCUGCCAAGGGUACGCACGACGAUAUUAAGUCGAGCAUUUUGGCAGACAUAAUCCGGAUCGCUUCGGUGAUAGAGUCUCUCUGGGAACAGCUCAACAAAGAACAAAGACAUCAGGCCGUCCGGUUCUUAGCGAAAAGCCACCAGCAUAUCGAGCCUUCUCAGUCUGAACUUAUCAUCAACAUGAUGAGAGAGGAUCAGUUCUGCCGUCCGUCUGAAGGCGCCGUUUGGGUGAAACGUUGUCGGGACCUGAUCGAGCGUUUUAUACUGCCUCGAAAGCAGUCUUCCGAUAUUCGGAUCAUGGCCCUGGAUACCUUGAAAGAAUCACUUUCUGGAAAUGAAUGUCUCAUUUUCUCCGAGGAGCAUGGCCUUUUAGAUCUCCUGCUGCAGGAUUUCUCGGCUGAACAUGAUUUGCUUUUCUUGGAGUCCUUGGUCUCCUUCCUAACCGAGCCUGCUAUGCAAAUAAGCGACGAUAGCGUGUUCAAACGCUUAGUGGACAUAAUUAGCUCGCCGAUGAAACAUGACCUCAUCAAAGAUGAUCCACGGCAUAGUUCGAGCUAUGCACCUUCAUCACGCCGUACGUCUACAACGAGUGUCCUGGAGCUGACCUUAGCGAACGUAUGUGCCGUGGGUCUUGUGAAGAUGAUGCUCCGUGCCUUGAAUUAUUCUGCCACAAAAUCUGUUAUUAUCUACGAAUCGCUCUUGGGAAUCGCUCAGUCUGCAGAUCGCCCAACCGAUUCCCGCCUCACCGUCAUGAAGCUGUUGUUCCGGCUUCGGUGUGACUCGGCUGGUUCUGUCUCCGUGGUAUCGACCUCGGAGGGUGAUUUUUUAAUGAAUGUGCUGGGUCGCAAUAUUGACGUCGGUUCUAAAACCCGAGGCCCCGGCGAUAGUCCCUUGAGAGAACCUCAAACCGAGAACGUGCCGCCACUUCCUACCAGCAAACUCAUUGGCAAAGAUCUCCCAGCCUCCGUGUUGUCCAAAUCGGUUCCAGCCCGAGGCUCAAUAUCUUCUCGCUCGUUGAGGCUGACACCUCCAGUCUGGACCUACGCUUUGCCGCAGGUUCUUCCCGAGCAACCCCCUGGAGAAUCUAGUCCACUAGUGUACGCCCACACACAAGCUGAAGCGGAGGCUCAGAGCCCUGUUAGUGAGAUCGUCCCUGCACAAGUGGGUGUACUGAAAGUCAAUAUGUGGCUUGAGGUCGUGAUCUUACUGCUGCAACGGGAAACCGACUGGGAUGUUUACAGCUACGUCCUCACACACCUCGGUCCUCAGCUUGCUAACAAGGAUUUUUUCAAGAGCUCCAGUCCUCAGAUCAAGCUGCUGCGCAGCAUUCUGUGUGAUCAAGUCAAGAAUGAGACAUUUCAUGAGCCUCCUGGACCUACUGGUCUGAAAAAGAGCGAUGUGGCUGCGUGUAUCUUUGAUGCGUUAUCCAUGCUUACCAGCUAUCACGAGCAUUUUGCCAAGAGCGAAGAAGAUGAUCUCGUCCGAGCUUUUAUGUCGGGAAUCAUUGGGUCUUGGGGUGCCACAUCUCGUGGCUGUAUCCAGGCGCUUUCCCUUUGCUGUCAUGAAAUCCCAGCGUCGGUGACAAAGUCUUUGAUGAGCAUUCUCGACAGAAUGUCCAAGGUCAUUACUAUGUCAAACCUAGCUGUUCAUAUCUUGGAGUUCCUAGCUCUCCUUGCUCGUCUGCCUGACGUCUACAUCAAUCUGCGCGAAGAAGAGAUUCGAACUGUUUUUGGUAUCUGUAUUCGCUUUUUACAGACCUCGCGGGAACAACGUUACAAGGCUACCGAAUCCCCCACCCGCUCCUCUCCGCAAGUUCCAUCCAGACUCAGUGCUGGUGCACGAGAGAUUGCGACAGGCGCGGCAGAAGCCGCGGACAAUUUCUCAGCUGAUGCCAUGUCUAGUUACAUCAUGAGCCUCACGUAUCAUGUGAUGAUAUUCUGGUAUAUCUCUCUGAAGCUGCAAGACCGUGCCAAGCAUGUCAACUGGAUCACUAGUCGACUCAUUUUCCAUGACGAGCAAGGCAAAGAGGUGGUUGAGGAACAGAGCCAGGUCUUUAUUGACUUGAUGCAACGUGUUGCCUUCUCGGAUUUGGGCGAGACUGUUCCCUUCGAAACUUUCCCUCCCACCCCCGAGGAUGGCCCAGUGUCCAAGAAGUCCUGGGUUGUAGGCCUGAGCAUCGUGACCGUUGAGACUGCGGGUGUGUCUGGGUUGACCCAAAUCUCGAAACGCCAGGCAUCUGGAACAACCUAUAUUGUGUACCAGCAGCGAACGGCACCUGUUCUACCACAUCAGGUUCCUCCGACACCAGAUGCACACUUGCACUCUGACGAUAUGCGCACGGCAGUUCUCCCCAGUCACAUCAUGCUUCAGAUGACUACAUCGGCCUUUCCUACUCCCAUGGUGAUACAGCCUAUUCCUGUCCCUGAGGACGACAUCACUCGCCGGGCGAUCGGUAGUUUUGAUAGAACCGAUAUUGUGGACGGGCAUCGCGUUGGAGUCGUCUAUCUAGACAAUGGUCAAAACAAGGAAGCCGAAAUUCUCGCCAAUACGGUUGGUUCUCCAGAUUACGAAUACUUCUUGUCUGGCCUAGGCACGAAAGUAUCGCUUCGGAAUGCCCAAUUCAACACCCAGGGCCUGUAUGCCGACACCGAUGGUGAGGCUACUUAUGCUUGGCGUGACCGAGUGACCGAAAUUGUAUACCACGUCGCGACUAUGAUGCCUACGAACCUUGAGCACGAUCCUGCAUGUAUCAACAAGAAGCGAAACAUUGGCAAUAACUUCGUCACCAUCGUUUUCAACAAAUCGAACCUCCCUUUCAACUUCGACACGAUCCCAUCCGAGUUCAACUCCAUCAACAUCGUCAUCACUCCUUCCAGUCGCAUUGCUUAUGAUGAAUCCGGCGCCGCAAAGGGAGAAACGGACCCGGAGAAGCUCUACUACAGUGUGAGAGUGAUGAGCAAGCCCGGAUUCCCCGACGUUUCAGCCGCAGCAACUCCCAAGGUCAUCUCCGGCAAGAACUUGGCAUCUUUCGUCCGCAUUCUGGCUCUCAGCGCCUCCUCCUUUUCGCUCGUGUGGAACAACAAGGGCGGCGAACAUACUUCAUCUUGGCGCGCCCGCCUCCGGGAGAUCAAGAAGGUCCGCGAACGUGCCUUGGCUGCACAAGCUCAAGGCUCCGAAGCUGCCGAGGGCGCUUACCCCGGCCUACGCCGCAACACGAAGCCAAACAUCUUCUCCGAAGAACUUCCUACGCGCAAUGCUCCCGUGCGAACGGAUGCCUCGGAAUGGGAAUCCGCCUCAGAAGGCAAUAUUCUCCAGAACUUGGAUUUCUCUCGCUGGGGCCGCUAA
This is a messenger RNA of Penicillium longicatenatum, 4707 nucleotides long. RefSeq names its product putative GTPase activating protein (Tsc2). The transcript has a single exon. The record is from RefSeq and is a predicted model, not a curated record. Gene Ontology annotation, molecular function: GTPase activator activity. NCBI's taxonomy places the organism in Eukaryota, Fungi, Ascomycota, Eurotiomycetes, Eurotiales, Aspergillaceae. Gene Ontology annotation, cellular component: cytoplasm; nucleus; TSC1-TSC2 complex. Bases 1 to 4707 code for a protein of 1568 amino acids. Gene Ontology annotation, biological process: negative regulation of TOR signaling; positive regulation of GTPase activity; regulation of small GTPase mediated signal transduction.